AUGCCGAGCUUCGCGGAUUCGUUCUGGUCUGCCGACUAUGCGGCAGGCCUUGGGGUUUUGUUCGGAAAGCUCCAGCAGGGAGUCCUGGAGAACCGCCAGGUCCUCACCGUUGCGCGGAUGCGAGCCGAGGCCGAGGAGAUUUACGGUCAACGGUUAGCAGAGAUCGCCCCGGCCGCCGACAAAAUCACCGGCGGAUUUAGCAAAGAUGAUGGAGCCAGCGCCUACGAGGGCGUUCGAACCAACAUGGACGACGCCGGCAAGUCCCACAAGAAAAUCGCCCAGAAUAUCCGAGACCUCGUUGUCAACCCCUUCUCUCGAUGGUGCGAUGCCCACGAAGCCCGCAUCCAAGAUUCCCAGGACGAGCUGCAAGCGCGAAUCAAGGCCCACGACCGGCAGUUCGAGGCCGUCAAGAAGCUUCGGAGCAACUACCUAAACAAGUGCCGUCUUGUAGAAGAUCUCGAAGAAGAAAACAAGUUGGCCUUCCGGGACCCUGAGUCGAGUCCAAAGGCCGCCAUCCCCGAGAUCAAGGUAUCCGAGAACCAGGAGCCACCCAUCGAAGAGGCCGAUGAGGAUAUAUACGAGAUUGGCGACGAAGUCUAUGGCGCCGAACAGUUGAAGAAGAUACUCGCCCAUAUGCUCACUACCAUCAAGCUCGGGGAGACCAAGGUACCGGUGCUCGGCACAUACCAAAACACUUCCGCCGGUACCGAUAUCGUCGAAUAUCUCCAGCGACAUAUGGGCACGUCGAGCAUAAGCUACGCCGAGCGCAUCGGUCAGGACCUCGUGUCGAACGGCUUCUUGCGUCUCGUGGGCAAUGUUGGCAACACAUUCGCCAAUAGCUCGAGGAUGUUCUACCAGUGGCGCCCCAAGGCUUUCCAAAUCUCCGGCGUGCCAGAGAAGAAGCUCACGACCUCCAGGACUAUGUCCUUCCCCGUCUCCGACGGGUCCGAUUCCCCCGUGGUUGGUGCCGUGAGCGAAUACCUAUCGAACUGGAACCCCCUCAACAACCCGCAUACCAAUGAGACUCCCUCGGAAAGACUCCAGCGGGAAGCUCGGGAAGCGGACGAGAAGUACAAAGCCGGCGUCCAGAAGCUAGACGAGAUGCGUUGUGAGCUUGAGGAAGCUAUUAUACUCCAUCUCAAAUUCCUUGAGCGGUGCGAGCUGGAUAGGCUAAAGGCUAUCAAGACGGUCUUGCUGGACUUCUCCGGAACCGUUAGCAACGUCAUCCCCAGCCUCCAGUCUACCGUCGACAACAUGAUGCUGUUCCAGGAGGCUGUUCAGCCCGCGAACGAUCUUCGUUACUUGAUUGAAAACUACCGCACGGGAAGUUUCUUCCCAAAGGUCGUCGUCUACGGAAACUACUAUAACAAGGUCGACCAACAAACCUUUGGUGUUGAUCUAGAAGCUCGAGCAACCGCCGAUAAGAAGCGCGUGCCCAGCAUUGUCACCACCAUUCUUACCUACCUGGAUAACCACUAUCCCGAUCUCGAGGAUGAUGCGGCGAUGCGAGGUGUUUGGCUCGUUGAUGUGCCACUGACCCAGACCCACAAGCUCCGCGCCAGGGUUAACGACGGCAAGCCCGUCUCCCCCGAAGCCUUUGCUGAUUUUGACGUCCCGACUGUUGCUAGCCUGUUGAAGCUUUAUCUACUCGAGCUGCCUGAUUCUUUAAUCUCAUCUCACGUUUAUGAAAUUGUCCGGACCAUCUACUCAAACACCUCACCCGACACCGCAGACGCCGCUCGCGUUGCAGUGUUACAGCAGACCCUCUCGCAGCUGCGCCUUUCUAACAUUGCUACACUCGAUGCUUGCAUGAACCACUUUACACGCCUCAUCGACCUCACAUCCGCCGAUGAAGCCUACAUCUCCGCCCUCGCUGCCAACAUUGCGCCAUGUAUUCUCCGGCCCAAGACCGAGACCUCGCUCACCAUGGAGGAGAAGCACGCCUACCGCCUCAUCCGAGACCUCUUCGCUCACAAGGACGCCAUCUUCAACGAGCUCAAGCGCAUGUCCACUCCCGGCUACUCUGGUUCUCUCGGUCGAUCAGCGCCGAGACCGAGAGCUAUCAGCACCGAUGAAAGCAACCGGAAAGCCAACAUGGAAGAGCGCAAUCGACUCCUCCUAGAGAAGGCAGGCGCCGCCCCCGGAUCCAGUCGCAGCCGCGCCACUAGUCCCGCGCCGGGCCCUCGCGGUCACAGACGUGAUCGCUCCACCGGCGGUCCCGAGACCCGAUUCCCCAUCGCCAGCCCCACGGUUCCGAAUGAGCGCCACCGCUCCAGCCUGGGAAGCGGCGUGGGCGGCUUUAAGAGGCAGUCUCUCGAGGUGCCCGGAUCCGAGUCUACGGGUUCUCCGGUCGAGGCGGCAGCUGCCGCUAACGGUAGCGAGAGCAUAAGCUACGCCUCAAGGUCCGACGCUGCCCUUUCGGAGUCUCCUAUCGAGAAGAGGAAUAGCUUAUCACGCAGCGGAGCGCGCUUCUCGACCGGAAGGAGGAUCCCGGUUGCGCUGCCCGAGUCGCCUAGGCAGCGCUCCGAGACUCUUACGCAUAGGGCUGUGACGUUGGAAGAUAAGCCUAUGGUCGAUUAA
This is a messenger RNA of Scedosporium apiospermum, 2580 nucleotides long. RefSeq lists its product as uncharacterized. Gene Ontology annotation, cellular component: cell division site; division septum; cytoplasm. The transcript has 4 exons. Gene Ontology annotation, molecular function: GTPase activator activity. Lineage: Eukaryota; Fungi; Ascomycota; Sordariomycetes; Microascales; Microascaceae. The record is from RefSeq and is a predicted model, not a curated record. Gene Ontology annotation, biological process: cytoskeleton organization; small GTPase-mediated signal transduction. The coding region runs from base 1 to 2580 and encodes 859 amino acids.